Messenger RNA from Boeremia exigua, 795 nucleotides. RefSeq names its product heterokaryon incompatibility protein-domain-containing protein. The record is from RefSeq and is a predicted model, not a curated record. The transcript has a single exon. The annotation marks the transcript as partial. Lineage: Eukaryota; Fungi; Ascomycota; Dothideomycetes; Pleosporales; Didymellaceae.
CUAGAUACCACGCAGAAGCAAAUCCGGUUGCUUCGACUCCGACACAGAGCCCAUCACGGGCACUUACCACAAUAUGAGCUCCACACCUUCGACCUGGAAAACGCGCCGAAUUACAUCGCAUUGUCGUACACUUGGGGCCCCGCGUUCCCCAACUACCCCAUCCGCGUCAACCGCCGCAAGCUCCACAUCCGGGCGAACCUGCACGCGUUCCUCCAGGGCUUCGCGGGGCGAGGCUACAUCUGGAUCGACCAGAUCUGUAUCGACCAGUCGAACCCGGAGGAGAAGAACCACCAGGUGCGCAUGAUGGCGCAGAUCUACCGCGACUGCGACUCGAUGAUCAUCUGGCUGGGCAGCAAAGACCAUGCCUUCCGCGAGGCCGCCGACGAAUUCAUCUACAAGCAGCGGCCUCACUCGCUCAGCGUGCUGCUGCACGACGACUACUUCACGCGUCUGUGGGUCGUGCAGGAAGUGCUGCUCGCCCGCGCCGUCCGCAUCAUCUGCCGCGGCAUGUCGGGCCAUGUCGAAAUCCCGUGGAACGACGUGCACGCCGUCGCCACGGGCAGCGCGCGCUGGCUGCAGCAGCACGGCCACACCAAAGCCGUGCUCGCGCUCAUCGCCAACCAGGGCAUGAACCGCUACGAGGGGCUGCGGCUGACCAUCGCCCGCUUCGCCGGCUACGAGUGCGAGAACCCGCGCGACAAGGUGUACGGGCUGCUGGGCAUCGUCAAGCCCAAGGAGCGGCUGGAAGUCGACUACACAAAGUCGGUGCAAGACGUGUUCCUGGACGCGGCGCGC